Homarus americanus (American lobster) is the source of this 1881-nucleotide messenger RNA. RefSeq names its product leucine-rich repeat extensin-like protein 5. The coding region runs from base 1 to 1881 and encodes 626 amino acids. The transcript has 12 exons. NCBI's taxonomy places the organism in Eukaryota, Metazoa, Arthropoda, Malacostraca, Decapoda, Nephropidae. The record is from RefSeq and is a predicted model, not a curated record.
AUGAUCACAAAGAUUCUACCAGGCUCCGUAUAUGAUCACAAAGGCUCCUACCAGGCUCCGUAUAUGAUAACAAAAGGCUCCUACCAGUCUGUAUAUGAUCACAAAGGCUCCUACCAGGCUCCGUAUAUGAUCACAAAGGCUCCUACCAGGCUCCGCUCCAUAUAUGAUCACAAAGAUUCCUACCAGGUUCAAGAUAUGAUCACAAAGACUCCUACCAGGCCUGUAUAUGAUCACAAAGACUCUACCAGGCCUGUAUAUGAUCACAAAGAUUCUACCAGGUUCAGAUAUGAUCACAAAGGCUCCUACCAGGCUCCGUAUAUGAUCACAAAGGCUCCUACCAGGCUCCAUUCAGAAUUGCCCCCCACGGGAGCUAGUUUAUUGGGCACCUCCUUGCAAGGCAAAGCGCCAAAGAGUUUACAGCGCCCAACAGGGAAGCAUGCUGAAUUCAUGCUUACCUUCUUUCCCUCGGUACAACUGCAGCCCUCAGGUACCACUACAGCCCUUGGGUACCACAGCAGCCCUCGAAUUUCCCAGCCCUUGGGUAUCACUACAGUCCUUGGGUACCACAACAGCCUCGAGUACCCACAGCAGCCCUCGGGUACCACUACAGCCCUUGGGUACCACUACAGCCCUCGGGUACCACAACAGCUCUCAGGGAACCGCUACAGUCCUCAGCCCUCGGGUCCCACUACAGCCCUUGGGUACCACUACAGCCCUCAGGUACCACUACAGUCCUCGGGUCCCACUACAGCCCUCGGGUACCACUACACAGCCCUCAGCCCUCAGGUACCACCCCAGCCCUUGGGUACACCACAACAGCCCUCGAGUACCACAACAGCCCUCGAGGUACCACUACAGCCAUUAGGUGCCACUACACAGCCCUCAGCCCUCGAGAGUGCCACUACAGCCCUUAGGUACCACAACAGCCCUCGGUACCUACAACAGCCCUCAGGUACCUACAGCCCUCGGGCCCCACUACAGCGCUUGGGUACCACAACAGCCCUCGGUACCACUACAGCGCAUGGGUACCACUACAGCGCAGGUACCACAACAGCCCUCGAAUUUUCACAGCCCUCAGGUACCACACUGGCCCUUAGGUACCACUACAGCCCUCAGCUCUCAGGUACCACAAUAGCCCUCGGGUACCACCCCAGCCCUCAGGUACCACUACAGCCCUUGGGUAGCACAGCCCAUGGGUAUCACUACAGCCCUUGGGUACCACUAGAGCCAUUGGGUACCACAACAGCCCUCAGGUACCACAGCCCUCAGGUUCACUACAGCCCUUGGGUACCACAACAGCUCUCAGCCCUUGGGUAUCACUACAGCCCUUGGGUAUCACUACAGCCCUUGGGUAUCACUGGCCUUGGGUACCACUACAGCCCUCGGCCCUCAGGUCCCACUACAGCCCUUGGGUACCACUACAGUCGCGCCAAGGUACCACUACAGCCCUUAGGCACCACUAGCCCUCAGGUCCCGCAGCCCUCAGGUCCCCACUACAGCCCUCAGCCCUCGGGUCCCACUACAGCCCUUGGGUACCACAACAGCCCUCAGGUACCUACAGCCCUCGGGCCCCACUACAGCGCUUGGGUACCACAACAGCCCUCGGUACCACUACAGCGCAUGGGUACCACUACAGCGCUGGUACCACAACAGCCCUCGAAUUUUCACAGCCCUCGGGUACCACACUGGCCCUUGGGUACCACUACAGCCCUCAGGUACCACUACAGCGCUUGGGUACCACUACAGCGCUUGGGUACCACAGCAGCCCUCGGGUACCACUACAGCCCUCAGCCCUCGGGUACCACUACAGCCCUCAGGUACCACUACAGCCCUUGGGUACCACAGCCCAUGGGUAUCACUACAGCCCUUGGGUACCACUAG